AUGGUGCUACCGACCUCACUUUAUAUGGCUGGUUUUGCUAUAGGUCCUAUACUUUUUGGUCCCUUGAGCGAGUAUUUCGGGCGAAAGCCAGUCCUUACUAUUACAUACUCCAUAUACCUCAUCUUCACCAUGGCAUGUGCGCUAGCACCGAGUUUUCCAGCGCUCUUGAUCUUCCGAUUCUUUUGCGGAUUAGGAGGCUCAGCACCUAACGCCGUGCUGGGUGGUCUAUUUUCAGACAUCUAUGAAGAUCCCCACCAACGUGGAUUAGCAAUGUCCUGGUUCAUGUUUGCAACAACAUUUCCACCUCUGCUAGGUCCCAUCAUAUCCGGCUUCAUCUCAACCAUUACUUGGAGGUGGACCUUCUGGGCGGGCCUUCUUAUCGCUGCUCCUGGGUUCCCGCUUCUGGUCACAAUGCCUGAGACAUAUGUCCCGGUUUUGCGUGCGAAGAAUGGGAAGUCUGACGACGAAAAAGAGACUACGGACCCGAAUAAUUUAGCUGAUCUUCCAGGCGGAGAGUCUUUCUUUGCUAAGAUGAGUGUCGUGCUCAGUCGCCCAUUCUCGAUGUUCUUCCAUGAACCGAUUGUCUUUUGCUGCUCGAUGUACCUCGCGCUUGUGUAUGCAAUCUUGUAUCUGUAUUUUCAAGCUUACCCCAUCGUUUUUCAAAAUCUAUACGGUCUUUCUGCUGGUGUUUCCGGAUUAGGCUUUCUUCCAAUUCUCCCAGGGUCAAUUAUGGCAUUUGUCGCCUUUUUCCUGUACAGCUCGCAUCACAGCAAAGCAUUGAAAGCCGGACUCUCCUGGGCCAAAUCGGAAGAGUACCGCCGUCUACCUCUCGCAUGCAUUGGGGCCCCGGCAAUUCCUAUAGCUCUUUUUUGGCUAGGGUGGUCCUCGAGGCUCUCAAUCAACCCAGUCAUGCCGAUGAUGUCAGGAGUGUUCUUCGGGUUCGGUUACUUGUUGAUUUUCAUUGCGCUCAUCAACUAUCUCACUGAUGCGUACAAGCAAUUCUCAGCUUCGGCAGCGGCUGCAGCAAGUACAUCUCGAUCCAUAUUUGCUGUUUUCCUGCCUAUGGCUACCAACGCCAUGUACACAAAACUUGGCAUCAACUGGGCAAGCUCGCUGCUGGGGUUCUUUUCAAUAGGGAUGGCUAUUAUCCCAUUCGUGUUUAUUAAAAAGGGUGCUUGGAUCCGUGCCAACAGCAGAUUUGCUGGAAACCAUGUGAUUUCUCAUCAUGUAAACAGGAUCUAG
Molecule: messenger RNA, 1242 nt
Organism: Penicillium soppii
Lineage: Eukaryota; Fungi; Ascomycota; Eurotiomycetes; Eurotiales; Aspergillaceae
Exons: 4
Coding region: 1-1242 (413 amino acids)
Biological process (GO): transmembrane transport
Molecular function (GO): transmembrane transporter activity
Source: RefSeq, a predicted model, not a curated record